UCCGCUCUUCUCGCAAAACCUAAACAAAAAAGACCAUCUCUUUCCUCUGUUUUUUUCAAUCUGCAUGCCUUAACAUAACCCUUAUACAACAAGGAGAAAGGAGAAAAUUUUGUAAUUUUCUCCAUUCUCAAUCACAGAGAAGCUCCAUUAGGCAAUAUAGCCAAUGGCAGCUCCUACCUAUCUCAAUCGCUUUACAUUCAAGAAGCUACCUUUAACUACCGUUCCUGUGCCUUUGCUAAUUCAUGGCUUAGUUGGUUUCUUCUUGUUGUACAUAAUCUUUGAUUGGGGAAGAAAAUUUAUCAACUUUUUGUCCCAAGCACAAAAUUCUAAAAAAUCCACCAAAGUUGGUCCAUCAGACCACCUGGAAAAAAACAAGAAAACAACCCCUUAUAUGUUAGUUGAUGGAAGCUUAUGCAGAGAAGAGGUAGAGAUUAUAAUGGCUAAAUUGGGAAUUUUUUGCCACCCUGAAGGUGAAAAACUACAGGAGAGGUUUGAUUUAGACAAUUUAUAUGACUUGUUUGGAGAAGAAGAAGAAGAAGAAGAAGAAUAUAAUAAUAUGCAGGAUUUAGGAGAAGCUUUUGAUGUAUUUGAUCAGAACAAAGAUGGUUUUAUUGAUGAAAGGGAAUUGCAGAGAGUGCUGUUUGCUCUUGGAUUAAAGCAAGCUGCAGAAUUGGAAAAUUGCAGAAAGAUGAUCUUGGCUUUUGAUGAAGAUGGCGAUGGCAGGAUCGAUUUUGAGGAAUUCGUAAAAAUGAUUUAAUGAUUUUUGUUAAGCUUAAUUUUACUGGAUUUUAUUCUUUUUGCCUAAACAAGAAAAUAUUAUAAUUACCAAUGGCUGAUCCCAUUCUUUGUUGGAUAUGUUUUUUUUUUUUCCCUUUUGGUAAUAGUUUUAUUUUUUAUGAAA
Nicotiana tabacum (common tobacco) is the source of this 901-nucleotide messenger RNA. Lineage: Eukaryota; Viridiplantae; Streptophyta; Magnoliopsida; Solanales; Solanaceae. The record is from RefSeq and is a predicted model, not a curated record.